UCCAUAGUCUCACUCAACCACGACAAGAUGAUGGGAAUGCUCGACAGCUUCCGCUCGUCGGCGUGGAUCUACCUGACGCCGGUGGCCGCGGCGUGCGCGCCCAUCGGGGUGCUGAGGACCUACUUCAACCAGCACCUCCGCCGGCCCGUGCGCCGGUUCCUCCCGUUCCUCGACCCCUUCGUCACCAUCGACAUCGCCGCCAAGCCUGAAGACCACUCCUGCUCCUACUACAACAGCAAGGCCAAGUCCAGCGACGCCUACGCGGAGGUGCUCGCCUACCUCAGCGUCGUCUGCUCGCGGGACGCGCGCCAGCUCCGCGCCGAGGGCGCCGACGAGGGCCACGGCUUCGUGCUCAGCCUCCGCGAGGGCCAGGAGGUGGCGGACGAGUUCAGGGGCGUCACCAUGUGGUGGUCGGCCGUCGUGGAAGACAAGGCGUCGCACCGCUCCACGGGGAGGUGCUGCCGACUCACGUUCCACGAGAAGCACCGGAGGCUCGUCGUCGACGAGUACCUACCUCAUGUCCGCCGCACGGGACAGGAUGUCACGGUCGGCAACCGCCCCCGCAGGCUCUACACCAACAAGAACAACCGCGACUACGGUAGUCCGAGGGAUGAGGUGUGGAGCUACAUCAACUUCGACCAUCCGACCACCUUCGACACGCUCGCCAUGGAUCCAGACGAGAAGCAGAGCAUCAUGGACGACCUUGACGACUUCCGCAACAACAAGGACUACUACCGACGCAUCGGCAGGGCCUGGAAGCGUGGCUACCUCCUCCACGGCCCUCCGGGCACCGGCAAGUCCACCAUGAUCGCCGCCAUGGCCAACUACCUCAACUACGACAUCUACGACAUCGAGCUCACCACGCUGCACUCCAACUACGACCUCCGCAAGCUCUUCAUCGAGACCAAGAGCAAGUCCAUCGUCGUCAUCGAGGACAUCGACUGCUCCCUCGACCUCAGCGGCCACCGCGCCACCAUGAUGCCUCCCACGCAAGACGACGAGCUCGACGACGUCGCCAGCGAGAGGAAGCGCAGGAGAGGCAGCAUGCUCACGCUGUCCGGCCUGCUCAACUUCAUCGACGGCCUCUGGUCGGCGCACAGCGGCGAGCGCAUCAUCGUCUUCACCACCAACCACCUCGACAAGCUCGACCCGGCGUUGAUCCGCCGGGGCCGGAUGGACAAGCACAUCGAGAUGUCCUACUGCAGAUUCGAGGCCUUCAGGACGCUCGCCGAGAACUACCUCGAGGUUGACGAGCACCCGCUGUUCGACGCCAUCAAGGAGCUGCUGCAGGUGGUUGACAUCACUCCCGCGGAUGUGGCGGAGUGUAUCAUGAUGUCAAAGCGCGCAGCUCGCGACGCGGACGCUUGUCUUGGGAGUUUGGUACACGAGCUCAAGAAGAAAUUGGAGGACAAGGAGGAACGGAAGAAGGUUGAGGAGCACGAUGCAAAGAUGGCUACCGAUGAGAAACUUGCGUCCGAAAAUGGGAAGAAGCACAACGCCGAGGAGGAUGCGGCUGCAAAACCAAAUGGCAGGGAAGCCAUGGCUAACGGUGUGAGUGAAAGUUCUAGCUGUUCUGAGGAGGAUUGUUAGCAAGAUAUUAAUUAUUUACUCUAUAGGAUGAUUAUUAUUUAAAUGAGGCUGUCAUGCAGCAGACUUGCACGAGUAGAAGUUCAGAGAGUUCAGUCGGCGGAAAAAAUAUAUUUACCUUUUU
Molecule: messenger RNA, 1711 nt
Organism: Lolium rigidum
Lineage: Eukaryota; Viridiplantae; Streptophyta; Magnoliopsida; Poales; Poaceae
Product: AAA-ATPase At3g28610-like
Exons: 1
Coding region: 28-1590 (520 amino acids)
Molecular function (GO): ATP hydrolysis activity; ATP binding
Source: RefSeq, a predicted model, not a curated record